Molecule: messenger RNA, 1002 nt
Organism: Neoarthrinium moseri
Lineage: Eukaryota; Fungi; Ascomycota; Sordariomycetes; Amphisphaeriales; Apiosporaceae
Exons: 1
Coding region: 1-1002 (333 amino acids)
Source: RefSeq, a predicted model, not a curated record
AUGCAUACAAAGUUGGAAAAGCACUAUGAGCACGUGGCGGCACAUUUUGAAUCGGGGGGCUCAAAGCCCGACUGGAUGCAUUCCAAUGUCAUCUAUGGCUUGCUGCACCAACCCGCGGUGCUUGACGCGUGGAGGGAGUUGAUUACCAGGAAACAGAGCAAGUUCAACGGACACCAGCCCAUGUUCAGCUGGAACCUCGACAACACAGGCAGGCAGCAGGGCUACGUGGAGAAUGAAAGCCAGGGACAACUACAAGAUUUUCUGGAGUUUUUCGACGGGUCGAGCGAGCAGGCGCAGAGGAUAGCACAAUGUGCGUGGGGACACUGCCACGUCGUCUUGAAGCCGAAAUCGACCGAGGAAGCUGUGCCUGCCCGGGGGGCAUCAAAUCCUCCAUCACAGGACCAGUGCUCGCUAAGCCGACAGGUGACCAUCACGUCCCAGAGCCGCGGCUUGAGGAGGGUGGCAUCAACGUCCCUGAUGCCCGUCAGCAGACAGCCCACCCGGCGGGUAGCCUCCACAGACUUCCGCGAGCAUAUGCAGGGCAUGCAAUACACGAGUCCGGUCGAGCAGGGCAACCCAUACCAACAGAGUUUCAUGGCUCCUCCGCAGUCGAUACCUUCCCAGCACCACCAAAUCUCUCCUCAACAGCUGCAGGUUGAGCCAAUGCAGAUGAAUCCACGGCCGUUGUCUCUGGAUAAGGAGCUGCCGCCUGCUCCACUAGUCCCAUCCCCCAUGGAUUCGACACCGAUGGACGUGGAUUACAACAUGUUCGGUGGUGACACGAAUGAACAAUUAUUGAAGCCAGAGAUGCAGGUGCAAGACUGGCAGAGUUUCUCGAGCGCGCAGAGCUUCUCCGAUACGCAGAGCUUUUCGAGUGCCUUGAUGGAAGAGCAAGCGAUGGUGGCGCAAGCUCACAACAUGGCUGCACAAAGCCAAGGAUUUUCUAUGAGUUGGGAGGAUCUAAACCAUUAUGGAGCCCAGCACCACCGGGGCAACAUGUAA